This is a messenger RNA of Lytechinus pictus (painted urchin), 4922 nucleotides long. RefSeq lists its product as uncharacterized. The transcript has 7 exons. The coding region runs from base 45 to 593 and encodes 182 amino acids. NCBI's taxonomy places the organism in Eukaryota, Metazoa, Echinodermata, Echinoidea, Temnopleuroida, Toxopneustidae. The record is from RefSeq and is a predicted model, not a curated record.
ACCGGUGAACUGAGACACAGAGCAGCGCGAUCCAAACAUUAACUAUGGCCACUGACAGGAAGGCAUCUUCUCUCAACCGUGUUUGGGUCAUCAUACACCGCAAUGAUUUGUCAUCUGAGAUAGAAGACAAAUCAAAAUCUGUUCCACGGUGUGUGAUUUUACCUCAAGAGAGCCCCACCCCAGAGAUUCAAGAUAUCUUCAGGGUUAGUCUGGCAUUACAAGAUGAAAACUUGGUUAUGAAGCUUCGUAACAACCGUGGUUCUCUCAUCCCAAUUAAUGGAUUCAUCACACCAAAUUCAAAGUUUCAACCAUAUGUCCUUGAAGUCACAAGACGUUACCAGAAUGUUAAGCCCAUGAAGCGAUCAGUGAAGAUAAAUGGUUACAAUGAUAUUAUCAAGCAAAGGUUGCAGCAGAUUGUUAAGAGAAUUGACAAGUUAGAGCAGGCUGUCCCUGAAAUGAAAACUAAAAGGGAAGCCACCAUUGCAAAGGGUAUGACUGAUUUGAAUGUAAAGAUGACAUUCCUCAACACACGGAUGCAUGAAGCAGAGUCCACGAAAUGGCAAGGCAUGUUUAAAAAACAUCCCCUUUGGUAGGAUACAAUUCAGUUCAUUCUCAUUUCUUCUUACGUUCUGCUAUUUAGUCAAAUUCUUCUAAUCGAAAAAUACGAAUUUCUCAAUUAGAGGGGGAUAAUUUAUCCUGGUUGGUGUUUCAUAAAGCUGUUCGUAAGUUAAGAACGACUGGUGAUCCUUUCUUGUAGUAAAAAUGAUAUACACCAUAAUGUUCAUUGGCAAUGGUUUAGCACGUAAGAAGGUUCACCAGUCGUUCUUAAAGUCGCUCUCAACUUACAAACAGCUUUAUGAAACGGCUCCUGGCACAUGCGAGGAUGAGUGAUUCAAGAUCUCUUCCAACUUUGUGGAUAAAAGCAAUGUACUAAUGUGACUAAAAUAGUUCAGAUGACCACAGUAGGAAAUCUAGGGGGUCAAAGAGGCAUGUGCCCUGGCCCAACUUUCAGCAAGGCACAAAAAGGGAUAUUGAGGGAAAUAAAACUGCAGUGUUGCAAUGAGCAAACAAAGAAGUUACAUUCCCUGAAAUUGGAAGGGGGUAUGAUUUCAAGACUUUACCCCGGAGUUAAAUAUUAAAAGGGGUUUGUUUUCAGUGCUUGCCUAGGGCAAAGUUUUAUGAGAUAUGCCGCUGGGACUUGUAACACUUUCUCCUUUUAUCAUUAAAUUUUCUAUAUUUCCUUGUUCUUAAUAAGAACACAUUUGAAAUAUUUCACAUAAUAACAUCUCACUAUUCAUAAGCAUUCCUUUGAUAGGAUAAUCAAUAACACAAAUUGGAAGGGGGUAUGCUUUCAAGACUUUACCCCGGAGUUAAAUACUGAAAGAGGUUUGUUUUCAGUGCUUACCCAGGCUAGAAAGUUUUAUGAGAUAUGCUGCUGGGACUGGUUACAAAUUCUCCUUUAUCAUUAAAUUCUCUAUAUUUCCUUGUUCUUAAUAAGAACAUAUUUGAAAAAUUUCACACAAUAAUAUUUCAAUAUUCAAAAGCAUUCCUUUGAUAGGAUAAUCAAUAACACAGAUGAAAACAAUCUUCAUAAGAUAAUUGUAUUAUACUAGUAUGAUCACAUUUUUUAUUUGACAUGUACAAUCGUAGUUAUGUAGUAUAUUCUACAAUUAUUUCCUUUUCAUGCAGUGAAUAAUGAUAUAUGCUACUUAAACUCAACAUUCUGCAUUUUUUAUUACCUUGACAUAAAAUUUUAUUUAAAGAAGUACUACAACUGUACUUGGAUGCUAAAUAUAAAUGUUGAGAUUGCUAGUGAAUGCAUACAAAAUAUGCAAAUGUAAUUAGGGGCAGCCAUACAAUGUGUUUAUAUUCAAUAGAAGUAAAGAUAGUUAAGAAGCCAUACAAGGUGCAUACCUCGCCCUGUACCAAAAGUUUGAUUGCUAAUUGCAAUGGCCAACUAAGAUCAUAUUUGCAAUUGCAUACACAUUUUUUUCAAAACACUGACCUGGAUUCAUUAAUAGUACUUUCAUAUAAGAGUAGCCAUGCUAAAGCCGGGGGUAAUAGUACGCAGUCAUGUAUUUACUUUGUAUCAAUUGUCAAAUGAAAUAUUUCUCUGAGGAAGAAGAAUAUUAUGAACCCAAUCCUAAUCUCAUCCAGUAUAUAUUGAUGAAGCACAUGUGAAGAAACAUGAGAGUAUUGAUACUGUCCCUCUUAAGGCAGACAUUUUUCCUUUUUUGGUUUUCACAGAUAAAUUAUUUCUACUGUAACAAAUUUGUGCAUGACUUAUGUAUAUGGCUGUCCAUGUGAAUAAUUAUAACAUGAAUUAUGAAUUGUAGGAACAUUUUGUUUAGUAGUAUUUUAUGGUGCGUUUUUUACAAUCCACAGUGGAAUGUUGGCAUUGAUAUAAUAUGGAGAAAAUCAUUAAACUCAUCAUAAAAUCAUAUUCAAUUGUUGCAGUUGGGUUUUUAAAGAUUAUGCUGUGACAUGUAAUCAGAAAUAGAAAUGUUAAACUUAUACUUGGAGAAAGUACUAGACCAUUUUGCUGCUGGAUCAGUAUUAAUAGAUUACUAGAUUGCAAUUUUGUAGGUAACUUUAUUACAUCAAUGUACAACUCAUUAUUUAUGAUCCUAUUAACAGAUAUUAUGUAUUUAACUGUGUAAUCAGUCUUUGUUUCGUAGAUCACAGUCUGUUCAGAAAAAAUAAUAUAAAAUUUAUAUGAUAUUGUUAUGAAUGUUUAUAGUUCUACUUUAGUUAUCAAUGGACCAACUGUUCAGAUUCUUUUAAUCAAUUGUUGACAUUGAAAAUUUCUGAUUUUUAAAAUUCUAAUUUAUUCAAAUUUAUUAUUGCUAGACACAUUUAUUUAAAAUGAAACAGAAUAGUAUGAUUAUUAAUUUUAAAAAUUACUUGUAUUUUAGAUUAUUGUGGUGAUUGUAUUCUGUGUGUUUUACAAGAAACGGUUUUUGUACCACAUCUUUAUAUAUGUAGCAUGUUUAAAGUGUCAUUGAGUAUUACAUACAUGUAGUCACUAUCUUGCCAGGUUAGAAUUAAUCAGGGUAAUAGACUAUCUGACUAUCAUCAUUGAUAUGUGCCAAGCAGAAUGGUGUAUCAUGGAUGAGUAUACUUCAGUUUUGUGUCUACCUUGGAUGGAAUUCAAUUCAGUAUCUCUUUAAAAGUACUUGGAUGAAUUAAAUAAUCCUUUGUCAAACAAUAAACAUGUCAUUAUGACCACAAUUCUGAAGACCUAUUUCUUAUUUUUUCUGUUUCCAUUUAGAAAUCUUUGUAAAGCCAAAUGACAAUAUGUUUUUUAUUCCUUGAUUCAUGACAGACCUAUAAAGAAAACAUAUAACAUGUGUAGGCUACCACCCAUCUGGCACAUUACAUAAUCUGUAUUAUCCAUGGUCAUGUGACAUGAAACACCAUACCAGUUCCUUGUCACAGUUUUUCUCACAUAUGAUCAUAAAUUAUCUUAGAUCUCAAUUAUCACUGUUUCAAGUCACUUUAAGAAUGAUGCACAAAAUAGGCUAAUACACAGCUUUGUAGGACACAUGAGUUGUAUUAUGUUGGCAGAUUUGUUCCAAUUUUAGUGUAGUUUUGCUUGUACAUGCAAUAUUGUGGGUUGUGUAUUUUUAUAUACAGCUUGUCCAUGCAUUGUAAGUCCAAAGAGUGUUAAUUAUUUGAAUAGAGUGUUUGUCUAUCAGUUUAUUGUUGUUUUCCUGAAUUAUUUUAUUUGUUCCCUUUAUUCAACUUUUUUUUUUUUCAUGCCUUGACUAUAUGCCCCAUUUUAGGAUAUAUCAUACCAUGAUUACACAGAAAUAGAUGCUUAUAUUGCUGUAGUCGUCAUUUCAUGAACUACAUCAGUAUGUCAUCAUUGGAAUAAUUAAUUUGUUGGGGGAUGUUUGGAUCCCACAGGUCUGCCUGUGAUUUUUUUAUUCACAGGCAGAUUUCAUAUCUGUUGCUGUGGUAUAUUUGGAGAAAAAUGAAUAUCUUAUAUAUUACAUCAUUCUGUAUGUCAUGAUAAAAAUUUGCAUUCAGUGAUAUUGAUAGUGAAAUUCUGGGUUUGACUGUCACUACAGUAUACAGUCAGUGAUGACACAGUAAUGACAAGCUCCUUGAAAUGAUGUUUAUCAUGAAAACAACUGUUUUAAGCUACUUUCAAUUGUUGAUCUGAUUGGCUGAGAUAUGUUGUGGAUUAGUGGGCUUUAAACCAAAGGUCCUGUGUUCAAAUCCAAGCACAGCAAUAAUGGCCUUUGGCUAGUCAUUUGUCUAUGUUUGCCACUCUCCACCCAGGUGUAAAUGAAUAUGUACCAGAAAAAUGGCAUGGAUAACAAUGUCUAAGCGUAAUGUCAAACAGCAUCCAAACACAGCAGAUACAGGCACUGUACAAGUGUCCAUUCUUGUUAUUAAAUUAUUAUUGUCAUCUAAAGGCCUGGUCCCACUGGCCGACAGACACAAAACGUAUUCAUAACGGAUACAGCGGACAAGCAAAAUUUCAGGGUGGCUCCAUCCGUCUUUAUCCGCUCCAGACAAUGGACAAAAUGGGCGAACAAUGAAAUCACAGUGGACGGAUGCUCGAUGGAUAUAGAGCGUAUGAAACACGUACGCAAAGAGUUCACAACGGAUACAUAACGUUUUCCAAUGGAUUGCAAAAUUCUUUUCCGUUUUACAUCCUCUCUGCAUCCGUAAGUGCUGUGGGACCAAGCCUUAAACUAAAGUCAUAAACAAGUAAAGUGUCAUGAAUCACUCACCAGAAUACUUCUUUCUUGCAAAGAAGUAAAGAGUUAUCAUGGUUAUACAUGUACUUGCCCUCUUUAAGAAGAGUAGAUAUAAAUACAAUUACAUGAUAUGUUUGUUAUACAUUUAUAUAUUUAUUGUAGAAAAUACUUGUUGUUCACGAUGUGAAUAAACAUAGUUAUAUGUUAGAA